GGCCCAGGCCCAGGCCCAGGCCCAGGCCCAGGCACAGGCACAGGCACAGGUCCGUGUUCCUCGCUCCCAGCUUCAGCCGCGGCCAUCGAUCUCGUCCCAGAGCGGCGAUGCCCCGUGGCAGAGCCAGCCCUCGGAGCGGCGCGCCGUCGCCAUUCAUGCCUAUGUCAAGACCAUGGACGAGGAGAUUGAUCUCCAUCCGGGUGACUUGAUGAGCGUCAGCCAAAUCUUUGCCAACGGCUGGGCUGAGGGUGCCAACUUGUCGACCGGCCAGACCGGAACCUUCCCCGUAAACCGCCUGCACUUUACGCCCCUGCCCGGUAGUUCUUCCGUCCACGGCCAAGCUGUCGCUGGCAGCCCCCAAGACAAUGCGGCCCCGCGAUCACCGUCGCAGCACCACCACAACCUGUAUCGCUCGCAGUCGCAGUCCAACAUGAGUCGCUCGCUCUCACAGCAAUCCAACCUGACCCGCUCCGGCUCCCAGGCAACGGGACACUCUGCGCCCCCCCAGACCAAGCCACCAUCUGCUCCGGAGCGCGAGGGCGUCGACCUCAAGAGCCUGGACGACCUCCUCUCGGAUAUUCAACGAGAGCUGAUCGACGAGACCGGCGGUGCCCCCGCGGAUGAGCCCAAGACGGCAGCCCAGCCGGACUCUACCCCCGUUCGCCCUCCCAAGGCCCCUCGCUCGACCCUGUCGUCCGAGGAUGCCGAGAGCAACUCGGAAAUCAGCCGACCCGCAUCCGAAAUCCUGGCCGGCCUCGCCUCGCCUUCGAUCGUCGACCGCACGCCCAUGAACCAGCGCAUCGCCGUUGAUGCCAUCCCGGUCACUCCCAUGUUCCCGAUGAGUGUGCCGCCCCGCACGGGACUGUCCUUCCAGCCCGAUACCGUUGAUGGAUCGGCCACGCGCCACUCAAGCUCCUCUCGCUCCGAGGCCGAGUCGUCGUCGGCUCUGUCAACCGAAAAGACCCCCGCGGAGAUCAGCGACGUCCAGGAGGAGGAGCCGGUUGAUGCAUCCGAAGCUGCUGCCUCCAGCACCCCCGAGCCCGUUACUGCUGCCGAGCCCGAGGCACCCCUGACCUUGAGCGAGCUCGACCAGCUCCUGAUCAGCGGAAAGAUCAACCCUGUGGACUAUCUCGCCAAGAAGAAGCUGAUCCAGAAGUAGAUGGUGCUGGAGGAUGCAUAACUGUCCCCGGCAAAUGAGGGCUCGCGUGCGAUCCCGUCCCUCCUCCUUCGCUUGUCUCUUGUUCUAUCCCUUGCCUUUCGCUCUGUCAUCUCGAUUAUCGACCCGCCCACACCCUCUCGCUCUCAAUUCACUCGAUUCAAUCAAUCGCAAUGCUUCCGUCCGCUCCAUAUCUGCCAAUGCCGGCUUCUGCUCUAGAAGGGCCUCAUCCGCGGUCCAGGCAGCCAUCGUUCCGAUGCACACACACGCCUCAUUCUAGCCGGGACCAGCGCCGUCCACCUCCAUUCGCUAUCCCCUGUCUCUGUCUUACGACGGCAGUCCGCUGAUCGACUGUCGUUGCUGCUGUGGUUGAUGCAUCGGUUUCGUCCACCCCGGACACAUGCUUUCGCUCUUGAUCCGUUUGGCUGUGUUGCCUCCGCCCUCGCAGCGUCUUCCUUCCCAUGUCCAUCAGGCUCCCUCGCCAAUAC
Polychytrium aggregatum is the source of this 1644-nucleotide messenger RNA. RefSeq lists its product as uncharacterized. Gene Ontology annotation, molecular function: protein binding. The coding region runs from base 173 to 1159 and encodes 328 amino acids. NCBI's taxonomy places the organism in Eukaryota, Fungi, Chytridiomycota, Chytridiomycetes, Polychytriales. The transcript has 2 exons. The record is from RefSeq and is a predicted model, not a curated record.